AUGGCCGAUGGCUCACAGUUACAUAUACAACAGCAACAGCAGCAUGAAAUAUCCCAUGAACCACAAGAAUGGAUAGAUUUAAGAAGCGUAGUCGCAGACACUAUUACAAGAUCGUAUGUCAAUUUAGGACAGGUGCUUUCGACUGCAAAGAACCCCGAUCUUCACACAGCUAUAGAUGUACUUACAAGUAGUACCUAUGAAAGGUUCCCUAGUAUCAUAAAGAAAAAACUCGCUCCAGAGCGUCUGACCGAUGAACAAGUCAAAGAAACGCUAGAAAAACAAAAUUAUGAGUUGCAAAUGUGGUUAUCGAAAUAUGAAGUAGUGCCUGCUGCUUUCGCAAAUCACAAGGUCCACGACGGUCGUGUUACUUUUUAUGUUGAAAAUGAAUUUGAGAUUUCUUUAACGCGUUGUUUCUACAAGGAAAAAAGUCCGCAACAAAAACUACAAGAAAAACAAGAAAAAGAAUGCAAAAUACAACAAGAGCUAGAAUUCAGACGAAGACUCGAAGACCCCGAAGACCUUACGGCACAAUCUGAUUUUCAGGCGUAUUUACUGGAAAAGAAAAAAGAACCGCGUAAAGUGCCGGUGAUGAAUGACAAAUGGGAGGUGGUGGAUCUCAAGUUUUAUGUGCAUAGUAAACCGGACAAAUGGCUUUCACAGACUCCAAUGGGAUUAGGCCAAAAAUUCUUAGACUGGGCCAUACUUCGCUCAAAUCAAAUUCUAACCCCGCCGCAAACACCUUUGAAAGAAAUACCAGAGAAAAUACCAAAGAAUAAAGUAAAGGAAGCACAGUCGUAUCUGCCUAGUUAUAUGCGAAAGCAAGACACAAAACCGGCUGAAUGGUGGGAGAAAGCAUCUGCUGCGCCUUUUUUGCCACUUGUCACUUUGCACGACUUUUUGCAUGAAACGUGUCUUGUGCAUCAACUUCAUGUUAUGAAGAUGCAGGAAGGAAGAUGGAGAGAGAAUAUACAUAUUGAAUUUGACGAAAAAAAUCCCACUUCGAUUAAAAUAUACUAUUGGAGAUGGAAGCAUUAUGCUAUGAAAGGCGACCGAAGCGUAAAAGGGAUAAACUCUGCUAUUCAAAAUGAAAAGAAAGCACUCGAGACCUUUAAAAAAUUUCACGAAAAGGGAAGAGCACCACAGAUUCAAGAUCCGCCUUCACCAUCAGCUUCAGACUGGAUUGAGAUUACCAUGAUAGACGACUACUCUGAAGAAUCAUGUAUAAAUUUUCAUAAAAACAGGCUAUCCAAAACGAAUUACGCGAUGGAAACUUCACGAAUCAAACUUGGUGGCGUCAGGAAUCAUCAAGGCCUUGUUUACCCAACUCGACGAUUCCAAGUGAGGUGGAGUGGAUUUCCUAAAUCCAAAGAAAAAGAUUCGACACGAAUCAUUCCAUGGAAAUUUGAUUCAACAAAUAUCAACAUCGAGUAUUUACUACUUCAUGUUAUCAGAACUCACGCAGACCUGGUAAUCCGUAAAUUCAAGGAAAUUGUCACCGAUAUGCUCAACGAGGGUAAUUCGUUUCUGGAAGAAAGUGACAUCGAAAUUACCCAUGGUCGUGAUGGUUGUGUAUCCUAUAAUUACCCUGCAUUUCGAUUUCCUGUCUAUAAUCAAGAUAUCGACUACAACGCGAAAAAAUAUUGGAUGACGCCUGUUAUGCGUGUUCGUAUGACCAGUGAUAAGUGGAUCGAUGUAAGCGUGGAUCUUCGUUACGGUAAAAUCGUGUUUGAGCGUAAUCAUAAAGGAUUUCAUAAUGUCAUAUUGAAGUCCUGUAAUACAGAUAUCACCGAUACGCCUGAUAUUAUUGUUGCUAUGUUGCGUCAGCUAAAAAAUGAGACUUUGAUGGAAGAAGUUAUUGCAUGGGCUAAACAAUUAGGAUUGCCUAUCGACGAAGAGUUGCGUCUACGUAGGGGAGACAUGCAACGUUUCAAUUCAGACGAUACGAGAUUCUUCAAGUUCUUUAGAUUUAUCCCGUAUCCUGACUACUAUCUUGUGGCUGGAACAAUUAAUUGUAAAUUGCAUUACUGGCUGAUUUCUAUAAAGGAAUUUGAGCGAGAACCUUUGGCAUACAUCAUGGAUUACUUAGCAGUUAGACCAAAGUGUACGAUUGCAGACAUAACCCCAUUAAAUUUGGAUAACUGGAGAACAUCGUCUAGCUAUUCGGAUGAUGAUGACGAGGAGACCCACGAGAAUCUUGAAAUAAGACCACGGAAAAAAAGAAAACUAGAUGAAUCGCAAGAGUUAAAAAAUGUUACAGGGGAUAGAUGUGAAGAAAAUCUUAAUUCUUUAGCCAAAGCAGUCGCUCUUUGCCGAGCGCACAUAGCACACUUAAAGCUAGUGCCUCAACUAGCUUCGCAUAAACUAUCGUAUAGCAUACCCACUGACGACGAUAUGCCCAUUAUCAACGAUCGGCGACACACCACUUUCUACCUCACAAACUCUGUCCCAGUGUUGAAACUUAACAAAAAAGAGCUGUUAGCUCGCGUCCCGAAUGCUAAUGACAACUCGUUAAUGAUUUUUGAUGAUAUCUGUAUGCGAACCGUCGGGUGGUUGUUGCAUAACUCUUUGGCCUGUUCGCUUGUUGUGAAAAUACGCAUAAAGCUCGAUAUAUUGCCGAGCGUUAGUAGAAAUCUGCUUUCUGGUCACGCUAAUCUCGACCCAGUCACUUCAGUCUUAUCGUUACGAUAUGAAAAUUUAGAAACAUGCGUCCAAGAUUUUCUUAAAGACUGGGAUGACAUUGUCAUGAUAUCAAUAUUGGCGCUUCAAGUACAUUCGAAUAAUCUUCAUGGAGACGAGGAGAUUCUGUUAAAAUCAUUUGACUUCAAAUCGCUUGUAUUUGUAUAUGCAAAGCAAUAUACGGUAAAAAUUUAUUGGUCGGAUAACUGCUACUCUCUGGAUUUUGGAAUAGUGAAGAAUAGUAAUCAUCAAAGAGGCAAGAAUCCUCAUCAACGCAUAAAAGACCAUUUACAAAAGACGUUCAAUUUCCAAUAUGAUACAAAAGUUCUUUUAACGACCUUGAAUCGCACGGUAAGUAUUCUCUGUGCGUUAGACGAGCUUGAAAAUAAACAGGGACUAGGAACCAAUCUCCGCAUUAUUCCCAAGUCAGAAGCUUUAAUUAGGGUGAUCUGGGUUUCUGGUUUACGAUCACGACCAAAUCGUAGAAGACUUAACAGGCCUGCAUCAGUCAAUAACAUGGGAAUCAACCUCGAGAUUCUCAGCGAUGGUCGAAUAUAUGUGUCAGACGCCACGGAAGCACGGACAACAUGGGAGCAAACUCGUAUGCAGAAACAUGGAAAUUUGUCUCCUGUAUUUGUGAAACUUCAAGAGUUAUUAUUACCAUUGAUUGACGAAUCUACGAAUAGCACUAUUGUUAUGUUCCAUAAUGGAUUUAUUGCGGAUCAUCAUUUGGUCGCAAAGUUUUUGCCAGUGUUGAAUAAUAGGAUUCAGCAACAGCAGCAAUAG
Messenger RNA from Ambispora leptoticha, 3462 nucleotides. Lineage: Eukaryota; Fungi; Glomeromycota; Glomeromycetes; Archaeosporales; Ambisporaceae. The record is from the annotation of a GenBank genome assembly.